This is a messenger RNA of Spirodela intermedia, 5485 nucleotides long. NCBI's taxonomy places the organism in Eukaryota, Viridiplantae, Streptophyta, Magnoliopsida, Alismatales, Araceae. The record is from the annotation of a GenBank genome assembly.
AUGAAAAAUACGGUGGACCAAUUUAUGUCCGUAACUGAAUCAAGCAUUGGCAAAGUCCGGCACAAUUUUGGGCCUAGCAGCUGGAAACCUUUUCUUCCAAAGGGAUUUUCAAAUUUCGAAAUCCAUCAUAUUGUGUCUGGAAUAUUAGGAGUGGCAAUUGGAGUGGCGGGUUUGCUUCUAUCCCUAAGAGAUGGCAAGGUCCUCUAUCUUCAAGUACCAUGGACAGCAGGGCAAAGAGCGUUAUCAAAGGUGGAGUACACAGUAGCUGGACUCCAGAAUCUCGGGAAUAAUUGUUUUCUCAAUGUAGUUCUUCAGGUAUGGUUUCUCGCGUAAUUGGAGCUAAUUUUAUUUUUUUCCUAUGUAUGAGAAUUUUUUUUGCCAUCACUAACUUCACCCUGUACUGACAUAGAACUACAGAGGCAACCAAUUUUCUUUUACAGCAACCGAAAUAUCAUAUUGUUUCCCACCAUUUUAGAAUCAGUGUCUAGGGCUUUCACGAGCUGAGUUGGGGAUUUUUUCCUGAGGGCCAAUAAACUCUGCUUCUAUCGUUAUUGGAUCAAGUUCGGAAAGCUGAGUUUUGUGAUCUUUAAAACUCUUUUAAUUUCGAUAAAUUUUCUUGCUUAAAUUUAUAGACAUGAUAAGUUUUUUUCCAUUCUAUUAAUGGACAUGUUGGGCAUAGUUUUCACGGGCUUUUAUGUUACUUCUGGUCUCCACUUUCUUUGGUUCUCGUACAAGGUUUACCACAUUGUGAUGUAGCCUUUUUUUUGGAAAAUUUUGUCAGCAAAUUGUUUGCAUUAUCUGCUCAAGGUUUUAAAUUACACGAUUUACAAUGCUAUUUGAUGUAUUCUCCAAGAGAUUGCUGAAUUCAAUUUGGUGCAUCUGGUCAGGCACUGGCUAGCUGUGGAUCAUUUCGUUUCUUUCUCAGAAAUACACUUGAGGCUGAUGAUGUUGAAAUAGAGGAAAGAGCUGAGAAAUUUCCGUUAAGUGUAGCUUUAGUUUUUUUGUUGGAAGGUAUGGUUCUUUCUCAGCAUUGCGAAAAGAUUCAUUCUGAUUUGUUUUCUGAUGAACUUGUUGUAGUCUCGAGCGUAAACUAUGAAUGACCGUAAGAGAAUAUCACGAAUAAGAGUUAUUGCAAGUCUGCACAGUCCAAAUGGAUUUUGAUAUUUUUUCAAUAAAAAAUUACGGUCAAGAAACCAAGAUCUUGAAUUAUGCCUUUUACGACCAGAUUCUCUGUUGUUCUCCUUAAAAAAUGAUACGAACUUAUGAUUCGACUCCAUAUUUGCUAGUUCUUGUAUGGUCUAUCCUAUUCUUUUCUCUCUGAUUCUAUUUAGUUUCUUUUGACAAACCUUGGCCUGCCAGGUGUCUUCAUGUGUUUAGGCCUACAGGACAGACCCAUGUCUUGCGUCAUAAUGAGAUUGUCUAUUGGGGUUGAGUUGGACUUGAGUUUUUAUUCUGCUGCUAAAUCUCACGCUGAUUUACUCUUUCCGAAAUUUAUUCAUUAUUUUUGUUUUUUGCAGAACUCUGUACUGUUCGUGAAAAAAGAAUUGUGCUUAGUCCACGAAAAGUGAUGCUUGCUAUGAGUUCCUAUGUCUCUAAUUUUAAUCUAUCAAGACAGCAGGUUCUUCUCAUAUGGAUUUUUUCUCGAGAUAUUUUAUUUUACUUGUUUAUUUUUUCCUAUACUGUGUAUCUUUUCGUCUUCAUUGUCAUCUUCUUGUGGAACGAAGUAAUAGAUCUAUACAUUCUAAUCCAUUUUUUUUAUAGGAUGCAGCUGAGGCGUUCCUCCUUCUUUUGUCUUCUUUGGAAGAGGAACUCUUGCAACGUUAUGUGCCUCCUUGCGGUUCUCUAAUGGACGUUUCUGCUUUCUCUUGCAAGAUUUCUUCUCCAAAGUUGUGCAGGGAAGAGAAAAGUGAGUGCCAGCGCUGGCAACGGUACCUUUUUGGUCAAUUUGAUGGAAUCGUUGGGAGCAUCCUUACUUGUAGGAGUUGCUCAUCUCAGGUGAGGUCUUCAGUUCACUUCUCCGAGUUUAUAAUCCCAAGAAACAACCUGUUCAGUUUCAUGGUCAUUGCAUGUUCAAAGUCGUGUGGUCAGUCAUACAUAAAGUGUAUGGAUGCAAGAAUGCACUAUUUUACUAUUAGUAAGAAAUCUUGUCUCCUUCUAUUGGUCUUAUUUCCUCGUUUUGGCCAUAUUUCUUGGCCCCAGUUGUUUAUUUUCGUGUCAUCUGCUUCUUCAUCACUUCUACAUUUUAUGAAUCAAUUGUCAAAUUUUCCAUUAUAUCAUUUGUUAAGAUUAUUAUGAAAAAUAUUUUGCUCCUCGUGGAUUUGACAUAACUCCGGGAGUAGCCAAAAUGAUGUCUGAAAGUAUAAUCGUCACUGAUCCUUGUCAUGAGAGAAGAGUUGGUUUUUUUAGAGGGAUGCAGCUAGAAUCACAGUUGGAUGCUUCGUUCAGUCUACGACCAGAUGGGUGUUCUAUUUAUGCUUGCUCUACUUAUGGUCUCAAUUACUGCCGCACUGUGUGUACUUGGAAAGAUAGAACAAGGAUGUCAGGAUGGCACUUAGAUGUCCUUGUCCGAAUCAAUCUCUCCUCUUUUCUUGUUGCCAAUGAUGUGUAAUCUUACGAGACGACGUCUCCCGCUUAGAUGGCAGCAUAAUCUAUUCUGGAAGUGAUAAUAUACGGGACCAUUUCCAUGUGACACGACAUCUUCAAACGUCUAAUGUGACCCUGUUCAAUCCAAGAAGUUCAGUGUGGAUCUGGGGACUCAAAGAACCAGGAUGCCGGUGGUGGCUGGAUUGAUUUAAUUGUUUCAUCUACUGAGAAGGAUAUUGUCGUCAUGUUGUAGAGAAGGAAGUGAUGGCACUGGUGUUGGCGAGGAAGGCCAUGGUGAUCUAGUGACGAGGGGAACCAGGAUGCCUUGAGCUGCAUUGACGAGGGGAAGGAGUGGUUAUGGAAGUGACAGCACGGAUGCCAUUAUGAACAGAGAUAGAAUAUGAGAAAGAGGAAGAGUUAGGAAUUCCUGCCAGUACUUGGCCGAGACAGGAGGAAGCCAAACGGCAUAUAAAUACAAAGGUGUAGCAGCCAACGAAUAUUCUGCUGUGUGAGUAACUCUAUAAUUGAUUGCUGAUGCUUACCCAGUGCUUAGACAAACACAAAAGACGAGAACGUUACCAGAUUGUAGAGUUCAAUGGUGGGCAGAGAAUGCAACUAUUCCUUGAGAAGAACAUGCAAUGAACAUUGCACGUUCUCUGUUUCGCGAAUUUCCUGAUAAAUAAUGGCGAGUUAUUAGUGGCAUGGUAGCAUCUCAGCUUGUUCACUGGUAUUCAAUUGCUCCUCCUGGGAUCAGUUUCCUCUACGAUGAAGCACUGGAAUUCUAGUGUCUCAUAAUAGAAAGACCAAUAGGAUCGUAUGAUCAAAUUAGCUUGCACUUUUCAAACCCAUAUAAACCUUGAUUUUUUUUUAAUUGACUUUAGGCCCUAGUUCUGAUUUUUUUCACCUUAUCCUCAGCAUUCUUUAUAUAGUAUUAUUCUACCAUGCUGACUUUAUUCUUAUUAUGUUCACAAGAGGGUCGUGCUGCAUUUUUUUCAACUCGACAAUGCUUGAGAUUUCCUUUUCACUGCAUUUUCUCUUCACAGCUAUCCUUGGACUUCCAGUUUUUCCGUUGCCUGCACAUUGCGCCAGUACUGGAUAGAAAUGGAGCAGUGGUACGAUUGCUGGGUUUACAUCUUUUUCUAAGCACUGCAUUUUCCCCAAUUUAAUUUAGCUUUUCUCUCCUAUGUUGGGGGGGGGAUCGUGGUAGAAGGAUAGCUGCACCUUGGAAGACUGCCUCAAAUCCUUCACCACGACAGAGAGCCUAGAGAGCUAUUGCUGCUACCGAUGCUCCCAUAUCAAGGCACUGAAAUAUCUGUGCCUUAGACCAGAGGAAAAUAAGGUAUCUAUUUUGGUGCUUUCUCAUGAUGGUUUUAUACACGGUUGGUCAUGGCUCAAACCCAUAUCCUCUACCGCCAAGGUGAAAAUAGAGCGCAUUGGUCAAUGUGUCAAGUUUGACUCCUGCGAUUGCCGGAGUCUCUUCACUCGAGAUGGUCCGUCAUGGCCAACGGGUUCCUCAAAUGCAUCAAAGCGGCUCGUAAUUGCCCGCUGCCCAAAGGUAGAAUUCUCCCACAAUAUUCCUCUCAGCAGCAUCCAAGCAGUUCUGACGGCUCCACUUCAGAUUUUGUGCGUUCAUCUGCAGCGAGCUGCCAUGGGUUUAUCCGGUGAAAUGAUAAAAGUUCAGGCACGCUCGAUUCUCUCUCUCUCUCUCUCUCUCUCUCUCUCUCGCUCUCUCUCUCUCUUUCUCUUACUCGUGAUGCAGAUUAGUUUCAUUCAGCUGGCUUAUGUACACGCGUACUGCUUUGACUGCAGGGCCAUGUGUCAUUUCCUCUGGUUCUGGACCUCUUUCCAUUCACGGCAGCUGCAAAGGACGUGGAGCUAGGGACCUCUGGGGAGACAAUUCUGGAACGAGCUGAGAAACAUCAAGCGUCGGCCUUUGUGGGGCAUCAUCUUGGUAUGCAGCAAUGGCUGAGAGCAUUGCCUUGUUUGGAUAACCUCAACGGAGGGGAUUUUUCUGGUGAAUCCCAUACUGAAAAUGGUGGAUUGAAGCCCAGAGAUGCAUCAAUGAGGGAGAGAGAUCCUUCUGAGGCGCCUUGCUCUUGGUCUCUUGAAAAGGUCAGUUGACUUCCUCUUACAGACCGAAGUUGACUUUGCCAUCUGUCAGAUUUCUACCGUCCUUACAUAAUAUAUUCAUUCUGUUCAUGCAUGAUGCAUCAGCCGCAAGGCUUCUUAGAUAGAUGUAUAGAACAGCCAUGUCGGGGAGGAGAAUCUCCUGUACUGUGGUUUCUCUCUCUUUCCGCUCAAGAUCGCCCUUGGAUAAUAAAAUUGAUUUAAAUGAAUAAUUACUCUGGGUAUUGGUUCACUGGUUGCAUGAUGGUUCCUAGCUGGGUUCUUCUCAGAAGCCCAGAGCGGGUUUUCUCAUUCGCGUUGACUUCCCCAUAGUCCUCACAUUGCAACCCAUCUCUUCAUCUCUCUCUCUCUCUCUCUCUCUCUCUCUCUCUCUCUCUCUCUCUCUCAGAUAGUUGACUUCCCCUGUGCAUGGUGUUAUGGAGGUCUAAUUGUGCAGAACCCAUUACAUAAGUGAUCAUAUUACAUUUAUAUACUCUUUUUAUUCACAUUUUCCUCGUUGUUUCCCCUUCUCCCGCAGGCCCCUUCAUCGAGCUCCAUCCUCCGCCUCAUCUCUGUCGUGGAGCACUACGGCGGCUCUGGAGGUGGGCACUAUGCAGUUUACAGAAAACUGACAGUUGACCCUCACGAGGCGGGCCCCAUGGUGUGGACCCAGGGUCAACCUAGUCAAUGGUUCUACAUAUCCGACCACAGAGUGUCCCCGGUCUCCGAAGAGGCUGUUCUCGGAGCAGAGGCCAGCCUCCUAUUCUACGAGAGAGUCAACGCGUUGACUCCGUGA